Messenger RNA from Amphibalanus amphitrite, 4904 nucleotides. Its product is annotated as condensin-2 complex subunit D3-like. Gene Ontology annotation, cellular component: condensed chromosome, centromeric region. Bases 79 to 4545 code for a protein of 1488 amino acids. Gene Ontology annotation, biological process: meiotic chromosome condensation; mitotic chromosome condensation. The transcript is spliced from 17 exons. Lineage: Eukaryota; Metazoa; Arthropoda; Thecostraca; Balanomorpha; Balanidae. Gene Ontology annotation, molecular function: histone binding. The record is from RefSeq and is a predicted model, not a curated record.
AAAUAAGGUUAUAUGGCCUUGAAGUAGGUAGUUGCACGCCCUAACUCAACAGCUACAGCAUUGAUAAAUACGGUCAUCAUGAGUGAUAAUUCAGGCAUGGAUGCCAUCCAAGCUGAAACAGCUCAGCUGCUUGGCUUGCUGAACAAAUAUGAAACUGAACUGCUGAGCACUGCCUGGGUUGAGGGAGUGAUUGACACCGACUACACAGAAUGUGAGGCCCUGCCUGCCCGGUUCGAGGAGCAGCACAUCCAGACCAACUGGAUUUCCCUCCUCACUGAAACUGGCCGGGUGUGCCGCUCCGUGGUGCAGCAGACGGCGGCACCGUCAGACACCUCUGCGGACGCCUCCGUCCUGGAGAGGAGCAGCGCUCCGAGCGGCUUCUGGACGGCCCUGGCCGAGAGUGGCACCCAGCACAAACACGUCAUCUCGCUGCUCUUCUACUUCAUGUAUUCAGGCCAGAAGUCGGACGCCAGUUUUGAGGAGCGCCAGGCCGGUAUGCUAGCCGCCUCAGUGUACCUGGACCUGCUGGCCAUCCCGGGCAGCAACGCGUUCCGCGUGUUCCACCCGGUGUUGUACUCUCGCGCGCUGGACUCGUUCAAGCUGCUGUCGGCGCUGACGGCGCGGCGCGGCGGCGGCGCGCGGAGGCCGAGCCGCGCCGCCGAGGACGAGCUCGGCGUCGAGGAGGACGAGGAGGAGGUGAUGGAGCCGGCCGAGGCGGCGCGCCUGCUGCGUCUGCUGGCCGGCCUGCUGGGCGACCUGCUGCUGCUCACCGAGCGCUUCUCGCUCCGCCACGGCGCCGAGAGUCUGGAGGACACGGUCCAGACGCUGGUCGAGAUCACCCGCGCCGACGGCGUCCGGCCCGAGCUGACCCACAACGCGUUCUGCUGCCUGACGAGCAUCUGCCGGCCGCUGCACGGCAGUGUCACCCGCAGCGUGGCGCUGGUGCUGCGCGCGCUUAUCCCGGCGCUGCUGAUGGUCGGCGAGCAACCGCCCCGCGCGCUCACCGCCGGCAGAGACCUGGCCGUCCGCUUCGUGGGCCAGCUGGUGCGCUCUGCCGGCGUGCUGGCCGAGCCGGCGCUACAGACGCUCGUGCAGAACGUGUGUCUGCGCGUGCCGGAGCGGGCCGAGCAGCGACAGCGCGGCGCUCAGGCCGUGAUGCGCCUGCUGCGCCUGAUGCCGCUGCCGCUCUACACGCAGACGCUGCGCUGGCUGCGCGACUUUGCCAGACACGAGAAGACGGGCCACCGGCUGUUUGCGCUGGAGGUGCUGUCCCAGCUGCUGGCUGAGGGGCUGCGCGGCUCGACCAGUGACUCCGACACGGGUCCGGGGCGCCGCGCCCGCCGCCGCAGCAGCCGGCGCAGUCCCACGCCGGACUCGACCUCCGAGAGCGACCCUGAGGACUGGGAGGCGGCGCAGCGGCGUGAGAGUGCGGAGAACGCCCGCGAGGGCGGCCGGGAGUCGCGCGCCGGCGGGAGGCAGUCCCGCGCCGGCAGGAGAGAGUCCCGAGACGGCGAGCGGGGGUCGCAGGAGUCCAGACCGGAGUCGCAGGAGGCCGGGCCGGAGUCGCAGCCGGAGGGGUCCGGGGGCAGUCAGGAGGACGGCGAGCGCGCCAUGACGCACGCGUUCCUGGUGCGUCUGAUUUUCGCGCAGUGUCGCGACCCGGCGGCCACGGUGCGGGCGCGCGCGCUCAACGUGCUGGCCGAGUGCACCGUGUCGGCCGACUCUGCCACCCGGGCGGCCGUGCGGCGGCUCUUCACGGCCGGCGCGCGACGACCGUCGGCGGAACGACAGGAGGGCUCGGGCGCGGAAAAUGAGGAGAACGAGGAGCAGGAGGACAUAAUGGCCAUGCUGCGCCGUCGCGCCAAGGAUAGCAAGGUGAUGGUGCGCAAGUCGUCCCUGCAGGUGAUCGAGAACAUAAUGCGGCUCAACCCGAGCUGCGUAACGCCGGAGAACCUGCAGGUGCUGCUGGAGCACUGCCGUGACCCGGCGCUGCUGGCGCGCAAACAGUGCCAGUCCUCGCUGAUUGGUCUGGUCACCCAGUACCCGGCCGACGAUGGCGUCUGUGAGGCCGUGGUGCGCGGCCUCCUGCCGCAGAUCCACGACCCCGAGAACAAGGUUCAGGAGCGCGUCAUUCAGUUUGUCGAUCAGACCAUCCUGGCCGGCAUCCGCCCAUUCGAGGAGGGCGCCCUCAGCCGGCCCGACGAACAGCUGCCCUGGAAACUGCUCGACCUCAUCGUCAAGUUCUGCUUCCAAAAGUACCUGCACACCAUCAUGCAGGCCGUCUUCAGCGGACAAAAAAUCAAGCCGGGUGUGUUCCGCGCGCUGCGCAGUCACGUGGGCACGGCCAAUAACGCGCCGGCCUGGAUGUGUCUGGCGCUGAUUUCUCGGUUCGCGCCGGUCGAGCAGCCACUGUUCGCACUGGACUACUUCACCGAACAGAUCCAGAACGAACUGAUGACGGAGGAGGUGUUUGCGCUGCAGCAGUCGCUGCACGUGCUGCAGUUCUCGGCUGCCCGGCUGUCGCCGGAGGCGGCCACCCGGCUGCAGACCCAGCUGACGGGGCUGCUGCGCGCCGCCGCCCUGCCCGUGGAGCUCCUCUCCGCCGCCGUGGACACGGUGGCCAUGGUCACCCUGGAGCGGGGCGGAGAGGAUGGCUACCAGCAGAGACUCGAGGAGUGGUGCGGACCACUGAUAGAGGACUGCGAGGAUUUUCUCUCGAAGGAGCUGCUGCAGCCGGGCGGCGGCCAGGGCUCGCUCUGGGAGGACCGGCUGCUGCGUCAGAUCCACACGCUCGGCGACCUCGCCCAGCUGGUGCCGCAGCGCGUCAACAAACGCUGCUUCCUCAUGCUGCAGAACAUCAUCUACGUGGAGAAAAAUGGCCGGCGGGGCGCCUCGGGCGGCCUCCAGGAUCCCUCCGCCCGACUGCGAUCGGUCGCCAUUGCCACACUCGGCAAACUGUGUCUGCAGCACGAGCAGAUGGCCAAACGGGUGGUGCCGGCCUUAGGGAAGAUCCUGGACGUCACGGAGGACCCGGCCAUCAAGAACAACGUGGUCUUCACCCUAUCCGACAUGUGUGUCAGGUACGCGACGCUGGUGGACCCGCUGAUGCCCCAGGUCACCUGCUGUCUCAAGGACCGCUCGCUGGUGGUGCGACGAAACACGCUCAUCCUGCUCAUACGGCUGCUGCAGGAGGACUACCUCAAACUCAAGGGCACCUUCUUCUUCCGGCUCAUACAGUGCCUGCUGGACCCCGAGCCGGAGAUUCGGCAGCUGAUCAGGUUCUACCUUACCGAGAGGCUGCUCAAGCGGCAGCCAAAGGUGUUCUUCCAGCACUUUGUCGAGUGCCUCUUCUUGUACAACGAGUACGAGGACCACGAGUCGUAUAACAAGCUGGCGCAGACGGCGCGCGAGCGGGAGGUGUUUAGUCUGAAGGGUCCCGAACAGCGGCCUCGCAGGAUGCUCGUCUACAAGUUCAUGUUGGAGCACAUGCCGGACGACCAGCGCUUCCAGAUGUCGCACAAACUCUGCCAGGACAUUCUUGGCGGCGUGGUGGACGGCAAGAUAGCGCUCUCCGCCGCCAGCGUGCCCCUGCUGCGCGACACGCUGGCGCUCCUCAGCUGCGACGAGAUCAAGCUGCAGAGUCUGAAGACGUCGCCCGAGGACGCCGAGCCGGCCACGGACGCCUCCGGAAUGGCCGAGGUCUUCCAGGCCGUGGCCAAAAAGACGCUCAUCUCGCAGGUGGUGAAGAAGAACGUGAUCGAGAACAUGGUGCCCAUCAUCAUCGCGCUCAAACACAAACUGGAGACGGCGCGAUCGCCGCUCCUCAAGGAGCUCAUGAUCUACCUCAAGGAUCUGAUGAAGGACUACAAAAACGAGAUCCAGGAUAUCCUGGUGGCGGACAAACAGCUCGCCAAGGAGAUCGAGUUCGACAUGAAGCGGCUGUCGGAGGCUGCCGAGGGUGCCGGCGAUGGGGACGGCGGCGAGGGCGCUCCGCCACCACCGGCCACCCCGCGGCCCGCCACCACCCCCUCCAACCGGCGCAUCCAGAGCGUGCUGGUAGAGGCGAUCCGCUCGGCGCACCGCAUGACGGCCGGACGGCCCGCGGCGGCGGCUGAGGACGGGCAGCCGCCGCCAGAGGAGCCGCCCUGCCACAACGGCGGCGGCGAGGGCGGCCGGCCGGCGGCCGACGGCUCUCCGGAGCUGGCUGCCGCCGCCCCCGCUCCCGCCGCCGCCCCAGCCGGCGGGCCGGAGCGGCAGUCGCCCGGGCUCGGCUCGCCCACCCGCGACCUGCGGGAAAUGCUGCGCGCCAUCAGUACCCCGCAGGCCGACGGCGCGGCGCCCAACCUAACGUUUGUCGACCGCGACGUGAGCGCCAUCCUGCGGCUGUCGCCCAUAGUGCGAGUGUCGAGCCGGCCGCCAGGGGCGCCCGACACGCCGGCCGGCGGCGGGGACGGCGCGCCCAGCGAGCGGCGGAAGUCAGCUCGCAGAGGUCUGGUGGCAGACCUGGCCGCAGAGGCGAUACAGGAGCAGGACGAGCGCGCAUAGGACACCUGAGGACGCGGCCCAGCUCAGCGCGACGCGUGACGUUACUGGAUGCGCCCUGUGCGCCCGCUUUUAUAUGCAUGACUUGCUUUAUCGCUGCUCAAACGGAGCAGUGCAGAUGUAUGUGUGUUUCAUAUGAAUGUGCCUUCUGAAGCCGUCGUGAAUGAUGCGUAGCAUGGCAUUAGCUUUCAUCGUAUCAUCGCAGCCAUCGUGGCCCUGUCAUCAUUGUCCGGGUGGUAAACUUUAAUAUGCCGCGGAACACUGCCCAUUGAACAGGUGCAGUUGCAUUGUAGCAGUCAUUCUCAUCAUAACAAAACAAAUCAUCGUCACGCUGGUACGAAAUAUACGGAUUAAUGGGAAAA